AUGGGUUUUCGUUUUAAUCUACCAAGUCAGACAACUGUUAUUGGUGCUACGCAAUGCGGUAAAACUACACUUAUUAAACAUAUUUGCGAAAAUACGGAAAAGUACUUUAAUGUACCUAUAGAUCGUAUUUUUUGGUUCAGCCAAUGUGGGGCUUCUUCUGGUGUUCCACUGACAGAUGACCGUCUUUUAGUAAUUGAAGGACCUCCUGACCCCGAAUUGAUCCGCGAACAAAAGGGUAAUAAUUCUAUAGUUGUACUGGAUGAUUUGAUGAAUUUCUUCUCAUCAUCCAAAGAAGCUAAACAGUUGCUGAACAAUAUAUUCACCGUGUGGGCACAUCAUUGGAACUUGGCAGUGUUCAACUUGGUACAGGCAGCUUUUCAAUUGGAUCGAACAAGUAGAAUCAAUAGUACUUACUUGAUAUUGAUGAAAAGUCAUUCUGAUGUUUUACAAAUUCGUAAUUGUCUCCAACAAUUGUUUGGAUCCAGAUUUAAAAGUGCGUUUGAAGCUUACAGUGACGCCAUGUCCAAACCAUAUAAUCAUUUAUUGAUUGACAACCACCCCUUGACUAAUGAAAAACAUCGUAUUUUGACUGAUAUUACAGCCGAGUACCCUGUUGUGUAUUUGCCACGGACUGAACUUGUCAUUUAA
Messenger RNA from Auanema sp. JU1783, 648 nucleotides. The record is from the annotation of a GenBank genome assembly. Lineage: Eukaryota; Metazoa; Nematoda; Chromadorea; Rhabditida; Rhabditidae.